UCCUCCUUCCCCUCCUGUCUGCAGCAUACCUCUCUCCUCCUGCACCGUUCAUGCCAUCCUAAAGCUGAGCGAGAGCAGAGGAAGCAGCAGAGCCACGCGGCUUUGUUUCCAAUAGCAGCUCCUGUGUUUUCCGGCAGCCUCCUCCGUGAAUCAGCACCAGAAAACCCCGCAAAUUUAUCAGACUUCUAUCUUCACUUAAGCCCAUUAACAUCAACUUAGAUAGCUCAAUCUAAAUGCAAGUUGCGUGGCAACCUGAAAGAAAGAGAGAGACUUACUGAGAUGAUAACCAACUCCUGGAUAAUUCUGCUGAAUGACUCUAAAAACACUGACCCUGAUAAGGAAGAGCAAAAAUUAAAGUAACUCUUAAAACUCUGUAAAUGGCCUCAACCCCUGAACGUGCUUAACAAAAAAGUCAAAGAUGAGCAUUCCAACUAAUUUUCAUGGAUUAAGGGUCAGUGUUGAAAGAGGAGAGAAGAUUGGAAAUAAAACCCAUUUCACCCCAUCAGGAGAUGAUAACGCCAAUCAAAUAACUUCAGCCACUGACCAAGAAGGAGGGUGUCUAGUUGAGGUCACAGGGUACAACACAAGCUCUAUUCCUCCACUGGUUCGUCAGAGUGACUCUCCAGACAAAAUCGUAAUCUGGGGAUCUGAGCAGCAAUGUAUGGAGCCUGAGCUCAGAGAAUUUGAAGUCCACACAUUCUUAGGAAACCAAAGACAGGAAGAACAUAACGAAGAGGAAGAUGAUGGAGAAAGCAUGAGAGACGGUAAGGAUGAGGGUCCCAUGUCCAUAUCCUCAAGUUCAACGGCCAGCUCUGCUUCAACCGGUGCCAGGCGAAACUACGACCACAACAGGGAAGAGAGCAGAAUACAGAGGAGCAAAGAGAAACGCAUCGCCUGUCACAGUACUGAAGAGCUGGAUACAUAUGUGACAGGCUCAGUAGAGAAAAGAGACACCAGGACAGGCAGGGAUAGACGGACAGGGGGUCUGAAGGAAUCCAAGUCUGAGACAAAUGUGUUUGUUUCCAGUCUGUCAGCUGUUGCUCUUGGUGGAAGUCUGUCUAGUGCUCUGGAUUCCAGCGGUGACGCAUGUCUUAUUUCCCUACCCAACCCCAAGACGAACCUUUUUCCCAACACCAACUGUACUACCUCAGCCCAGACCAGCAGAAGGGUAGCUUCCCUAGAUACCAAUCAGAACUCCGCAUCAUUUCGUCCUCAAGAGAGAUAUGACUGUCAACAAUACUAUGGCCAGGAACAGAGACUGGAGGAAAGGAGUCAUCAUAGAAAUGGAAGAUCCUCUGAUGGAGCACUUGGCCAAAGGAGAAGGACUGGAUUUGAGGAGAGGGUGCUGCCGCCUCGACGCCAACAGCUCGUCAGACCCCUCUGCCAGACAGAGAUGAUAAGAGAGAGGACCUUGCCAGAGCCUAAAACUCAGCAAACUGGGACAGUGCUACAUUCCUCCAACAAUGCAUCACCAGAGUCACACAGCAGUAGGUCAAGCAGAAAGUUCACAAAAUCUUCUUUACGGGAACCGUCAGACUUCUCCCACCUUUACAACAUGAGUGCUGUCUCCCAGCUAAGGCAGCCUAACCAGGCAUCCCAUAGGGAGGUUUCACCCAUGGAAAAACAGACAACUACAACUGCACAACAUCUAUCUGGUCCCUCUAACACACCCACUCUGGAAAACAAACCUCAGGCUCAGCUCACUUAUCGAAGGAACUGCUCCAGUCCCAACAGGACUGGAGUUGAAUCCAGGUCAUCUACCCCUCCUCAAUCCCCUCUCAGGACACCACAGGGCUCACCACGCAGGCAGCCCACUAUGUACCUCAUUUCCAGGAAUGUCUCUGGAGCUUCUAGGCACAUCCCAUCAGGAUGCAACCCAGCUGUACCAACGUCAGCUCAGGGCUAUGGCAACAGUUGUUUGAGAGCUCCAGUGAAAACAAACAUAAGCACAAGUGGAAUCCCAAAAGCGCCUCUUAACAUCCAGCAGAGCUCCUCCAACCCUAUCCCCAAAGAGAACUCUCCAUCACCUAAUCUUAAACCUAAAGGAAUCCGCCCCAAGAUCAUAACGUCUGUUCGAAAGAAUCCUCAGUUUAAACUCCAGGCUGCUGAAGGACCUUAUCAGGUCUCAUCUCUGCCAUCCAGACUCUCGACUUACACUCACAGCCAGCCACCAGCAGCCUUUAAGGAUCCGUCUAAAGACCCGCGCAGAAACCCUGACGCUGAAACCCGAGGAACCCCUGUACUUAGUGCCUCCAACCCACUCUACGAUAAAUAUCGCCAAGAGAUGCAGGUGAACAGUUUCCCACCAGGGCUGCAAAACAGGAGCAUCAGGACUCCUGGAAACACAAACACAGUUCCCCCAGCACAUGCACACAGCCACAAUGCAGCCCCGAAACUGAGCGGAAGGGUGGAGGACUACUAUGGGACAUCAUCUGAGGUGGGGCGAUCCAACAGUUUAAAAGGCGUCUCCUCUGAAGAUGCAUUGCAGGGCAGGACAGUUACACAGGCCGGGGGAAGUGGAAGUCUCAUUCGUUCUGGCAGAGGCCUCCGUUUGGGUCUUGGAGCCGUCACCAGGACAAAUGCGGGUUCCGUCAAGACCCGUGGACCCAGUCAAGGACAGAGGUCAGCGUCGGUCUUCAGCCAGCCAAUCCAAACCGUUAGCCCAGCGAUCAGCCAGAAAAGCCAAGAUAGCACAGAUGACCAGGUUUUCAGCCAUCAAGCUCCUGCGGCUCCUCCUGCGUCCACAGCAGCAUCCCAGCCCCCGUCCACAGCCUCCAGAUCUCUGCUUCCCAAAGUCAGUCAGUCUGGGUUGCGGGCUCCAGGUUUCUCCUCCAACCGUCUCCCGGCAGGUCGCCUGGCAGCCUUUGGUUUUGUCAGGAGUUCCAGCGUCUCCUCAGCGUCCUCGGCUCACUCUGCUGACAGCGUGCAGAGUGAUCCCUGCAGAACAGCACACCGUAUGAGUGUGAGCGAGGAGCCUCCACUCCACAGAGUGACAACGAGCCCCCCGUCAACAGAUCAACAGAGGGGUCCGCCAUGCCGCAGCCUCCAGCCCCCCUCCACCCCGGUGUUGCCACGACGCUACCUGCCACCCCAGCCAAGAAGCUCACCUGGAGCUGGCAGAAAGGAGUUUCAGAGGAGUUCAGAGGUCACACGUUCCCUUCCUUCUUCGCCAAAAAGGUUGGCAGUGGUUCCCCCGAAACUAAAGUCCCCAGUCCAGCCCGGGCAGCGACCUGCAGCGGCGGUGCGGGGUUCCACUCCUUCAGGGUCACCUCGGCGUGUGGCUCCCCUGAGGCCGCAGCAGGAACACCAGGAGAACCUGCAGAAAGAGAAAGAAGAGGCUCAGCAGAAAGAGCAAGAAAGGCAAGCAGAUGAGAAGGAAAAGAUGGACCAAAUGGAGGAGGUUCAUAAACUACAGAGGUACUGCAACCGUCAGGAGAGGCAGCUAAAAGCUCUGAGGGAUGAGCUGCAGAGAACUUCUCUAGGUCUUGAUGCCUUUAUCAUCACCACUCAGCAUUAUUGCCUCAAGAACAAAACUGCUGAGGAAGGUCAAAGUGAAUUGUCCCUGGAGUUGAAGAAAGCUAGAGAGGAAAUGACCUCCCACUCGGCGCGCUGGGAGAGACUCCAGCAGGACAAAACAGCGCUGGAGGUGGCGUUUGAGCACGAGCUGCAGGAGCUCCAGGUGCAGCAGGAGGCAGAGCUGGCUGCGGUGGAAGAGGGCCUCAGGAAGUGUCACGCUGCUGAGGUGGAGCACCUGAAGGCGGAGCAUCGGUUGGAGAUGGAGGAGUUGACGACUCAGCAGCAGGAGCAGAUGGAGGAGGUGACAGUUAACCACCAGGCAGCUAUGCAGGAGCUCAGAGACAUGCAUAAUAUCACCAUGGCAACACUGCAUGAGGAGCAUGCUCGUACCAUGAGAGACUUGAGAAAAGCUCAUGAGCAACAGAAGCUCCUCCUAGAGGAAGAUUUUGAGAAACUCAGACUGUCCUUACAGGAUCAAGUAGAUAUGCUCACAUUUCAAAACCAGAGUCUAAAGGACAAGGCCAAACGCUUCGAGGAAGCUCUGAGAAGGAGUACGGAUGAACAAAUCAUUGAUGCUUUAGCUCCAUACCAGCACAUCGAGAAAGAUCUGAAGAGUUUGAAAGAGGUUGUUGAGAUGAAAAAUCAGCAGAUUCACCAGCAGGAGAAGAAGAUCUCAGACCUGGAGAAAGUGCAGGCUCAAAAGAACGUGUUUCUCGAAGAGAAGAUCCAGGUUCUGCAGCAGCAGAAUGAAGAUAUGAAGGCUCGUAUUGAGAUGAACCUCGCUGCGUCCAGGCAACUGACAGAGGAGAACGCCAACCUGCACGAGUCUGUGGAGAAGGAGAGCACCGAGAAGAAGCGCUUGAGCCGCAACAACGAGGAGCUGCUGUGGCUUCUCCAGACCAGCCCCCUCGUGUCCCCGGCCUCGUCCCCGCUCCACCGCUCCUCCUUCUCCACCUCCCCCGUCCCCUCCUCCCCGCUGUUCUCCUCCUCGCCCUUGGCAGGGUGCGACUCGCCCACCCACUGUCACGGCUGUCCCAGGCAGGCCCAGUACUGCUCCCCGUCGCACAGAGCUGCCGUCAAUCAAAACCUCUCUCCCGGACCGGCCACGCCCACUCACAGGGCGGCUUUCAAUCACAACUACUCCUCUGGCCCGAACACGCCCACUCACAGGCCGUCGUCGGGUUGCUGUAACUCAAACGCCUCUUUACAGAAUUAAAAGCAGCUUUCAAAGCUCACACAUUCCCCGUUUUUUUCUUCAGUACUCCAAAUCUUUGCUUUGUAGGCAUGUAUGGUGUUACAAAAAAAAAAA
Messenger RNA from Poecilia reticulata (guppy), 4825 nucleotides. RefSeq names its product microtubule associated tumor suppressor candidate 2a (gene mtus2a). Gene Ontology annotation, cellular component: nucleus; cytoplasm. Gene Ontology annotation, molecular function: microtubule binding. NCBI's taxonomy places the organism in Eukaryota, Metazoa, Chordata, Actinopteri, Cyprinodontiformes, Poeciliidae. The record is from RefSeq and is a predicted model, not a curated record.